Molecule: messenger RNA, 969 nt
Organism: Endocarpon pusillum Z07020
Lineage: Eukaryota; Fungi; Ascomycota; Eurotiomycetes; Verrucariales; Verrucariaceae
Product: Vacuolar protein sorting-associated protein 26
Exons: 5
Coding region: 1-969 (322 amino acids)
Biological process (GO): retrograde transport, endosome to Golgi; intracellular protein transport
Cellular component (GO): retromer complex; endosome
Source: RefSeq, a predicted model, not a curated record
AUGUCUUCAUUCUUCUUCUCCACACCAGUCGACAUAGACAUAGUCCUGGAAGACACCGAUGAAAGACAGACCGUCGAUGUCAAGCUCGACAAGAAUAGGAGGGAGAAGGCUCCUUUGUAUAUGGAUGGCGAGUCCGUCAAGGGUGCGGUUACCAUCCGGCCGAAAGAUGGCAGACGAUUAGAGCACACUGGUAUCAAGGUCCAAUUCAUUGGUCUGAUCGAGAUGUUCUUUGACCGAGGCAACCACUACGAGUUCCUCUCCCUUGGUCAGGAGCUAGCUGCACCGGGCGAAUUACAACAUCCUCAGAACUUCCCUUUCAAUUUCAAGAACGUGGAGAAGCAGUACGAAUCCUACAACGGGAUCAACGUAAAACUACGAUACUUUGUUCGCGUAACCGUGUCGAGGAGAAUGGCAGAUGUAAUAAGAGAAAAGGAUAUCUGGGUUUACUCUUAUCGCAUACCUCCAGAAACCAACAGCUCGAUUAAGAUGGAUGUGGGCAUUGAGGAUUGUCUACAUAUUGAGUUUGAGUAUUCCAAGAGCAAAUACCAUCUGAAGGACGUGAUUGUAGGCAGGAUAUACUUUCUACUUGUCCGGCUCAAGAUCAAGCACAUGGAGUUAUCAAUCAUCCGACGAGAGACGACGGGCGUGGCGCCAAAUCAAUACAACGAAAGCGAGACCUUGGUGCGCUUUGAGAUAAUGGACGGCUCGCCUUCUAGAGGAGAGACGAUACCGAUUCGAUUGUUCCUCGGCGGCUUUGACCUGACACCAACUUUCCGCGAGGUCAACAAGAAAUACUCCACCAGAUACUACCUGAGUCUAGUGUUGAUAGAUGAAGAUGCUCGUCGCUACUUCAAGCAAUCAGAGAUCGUGCUCUAUCGACAAGCCCCCGAGGAGGCCCGUGCCCUCGCAAUAGCCCCACCGAGCAUCGGUGGGAGCUUGCCAACGCAGACACCGCUGGUGCCUGCCUAA